AAUAACAGAUUUUUUAAUUCAUAGGUUAGAAAUAACCACCAACGUAUCAUAUCUUUAGCGAUUCGACUUUAUAUAUUUCGAUGAUAGCUCGCAUAAUAACAAGAAACAUGUCUCAGAAUAUCGUCAGUAAAAUAAUAAGCAAUGCUGAAACAACUGAAAAGAGACUAGCGGAAUUGAGAAGCAAGCUAAAUGAAAUUAAAAAAGUAAAAGUAGAAGAAAAAGUUCAACAGCUGACUGAAGAAAACAAAGUUUUAGCUGCGAAAGUAGAAGCUGCUAAGGAUGAAUUAAUAAGGUUAGAAACCUUGCACGGCAAAAAACAGUACCCAAUACCCGGAACAAAGGCCACAGUAACUCCUCAAGUUACAGGUGACAUACAAAAUGUUACAGGUGACACACAAAACGUAACAGUAAAAACUGAGAAGCCAGCAAAAAAAAUAAAAGAUACAUCAAAAAAAAUCAAGGAGAAACCUGAACCUGCAAAUGAUUCUGUAGUAGAUGUUAGGAAGUUGGAUUUGAGAAUUGGUAAGAUUGUAGAUGUCAAUAAACACCCUGAUGCAGACUCGUUGUAUGUAGAACAGAUUGACUGUGGAGAAGAUAAACCUAGAACUGUUGUGUCAGGUCUUGUUAAUCAUGUGAAAAUUGAAGACAUGCGUGAUAGGAUGGUUAUGAUUCUCGCUAACCUUAAACCAGUAAAGAUGAGGGGAAUAACUUCAGAAGCUAUGGUUAUGUGUGCUUCUUCACCUGAAAAAGUUGAAAUUCUUGUCCCACCUAGUGGAGCAGUACCUGGGGACUUAGUUGAAUGUGAUGGCUACCCUCGAGAGCCAGAAGGCAUAAUGAACCCCAAGAAAAAGAUAUUCGAGACAUGUGCACCAGACCUAUUGACAAACAAUGAUAGGAUUGCAUGCUAUAAGGGCAGCCCAUUGGUUGUUCCUGGCAAGGGUCCCAUAGUGGCACCAACUUUGAAAGGUGUUAAUGUAAAAUAAGUUUAUUUAAUUACAUGUGUAGAUUUUUGUUUGUGCCUUUAUUUCAAUAAUAAAGCUAUGUAUCCGUCA
Messenger RNA from Helicoverpa zea (corn earworm), 1052 nucleotides. RefSeq names its product aminoacyl tRNA synthase complex-interacting multifunctional protein 1 (gene AIMP1). The transcript has 3 exons. The record is from RefSeq and is a predicted model, not a curated record. Bases 81 to 983 code for a protein of 300 amino acids. Lineage: Eukaryota; Metazoa; Arthropoda; Insecta; Lepidoptera; Noctuidae. Gene Ontology annotation, molecular function: tRNA binding.